AGUGUAAACCUCUCUAAUAUGGCGGAAGCACUGACGUUUCGCAGUAGCUAACCCCAACGACUUCAUGCUCGUAGUGUUGCCGUAGUUACCGGACGCGGCCACGCGCCUAUUAGGUUUCACUGUAAAACAAAUAUCCGUGUAAUGGACUGAGGGAAGUUUCUGAACUGCUAAAGCGAAACAAGGCCGGUCUAACUGUACAACAGAAACGCCGAGAUGAACUCCCAGAGACUGAAACGCAUUAUGGUCCACCGAUCAUCCACCUGUCCCAAACCUCCACCCAGAUCAGUCAGGAGCUCUGAAAACUACAUAGAGAGGAUGCCACCAGAGGUCACUGAGAAGAUUAUUUCAUAUUUGGAUGCAGGAUCUCUUUUCUGCCUUGGCUUCGUCAACAAGCGGUUCCAUGAGCUGGUUGACAACAAUGCCAUGUGGUAUCGCUUUUACACCUGGCAACGAGCAAAAACGAAGACAUCCAGGCUAAUAAAGGAUGUGACAGAUGGAGUGGACAUGGCCAGCAUUCAGGAAAAGCCUAUGGGAUACUGGAGGAGAGUUUUCUUUAAAGAACUGGCUGGUCAUAAUGGAAGCUGGAAGAAAAAACUAAAAUCCAUUCAUUCUUACACCGGACUGCCAAUUCGAACAGCUGAAGUUCUCAGGAGUUUUGGUGUCAUGUGGGAGAUCACAGUGAAGGAAGCAAGAGGACGUGAGAACAGAAUUAAACACACUCACGUGUACUUCGGCCAAGCCUCUCUGACUGUUGGCUGGAGUUCAGGAAACUGGCCAAUUCUGGAUAAACCCACUACACUAGAGCUGCAUGGAGUGAUGCUUGUGCCCAUUAACUGUCCAAUCACAUGCAGACCAGGCUGGAGAUCCCUCUUAAGUAAAGUGGUGGUGAAGAAGGACGGUAGCAAAUUGUGUGGUUCAGACAGGCUCAUCUCUUUGCUGUACAUUGAGAAAGAUGUAACUGUGGGGGUUUGGCAGAAGCAACAGGAAAUUGCAUUUGUCUUAGUGAACUUACAUUAUCACAGACUUGUGGAAAGAAAUCUUCUGGGGUCAUCCACCACGCUGUAUGAGCCAACAGACAUGCAAGCCCCUUUUGAUGACAUUGAUCCUGAUUACGGCUUGCAUAGAUACUGUGUGCACCUUGAGCUGCACAACACAGUAGAAAGCAUUGCGUCAGUGAGCUUUUCCCAGCUGUUCUGCAAGAAAGAUCAGAUUGCUGAUGGUUAUCUACCUUUGCAAGUUAUCAGUAAAGAAAACAGAUCGCGACAAACUCCUCUGUGUGGAAAAAUCAGCCUGCCUUGGAGGACCGAAGCACUACAGGGACACAUCGAGCAUUGUUGCAUGUUGACUCUCACUGUUCUUGCUGAAGCCCAAACACCAUUCUGGUGUGUUAGUGCUCCUGUAGCCAUUACUAAAUCAAACCACGAGGAAGUGUCAUAUGACUGUAAUGGUGAGAGCUUCUUUAUGGAAUAUCAGGACUCAGAUGGAAAGCUGGAGAUUGAGCUGGAGUGGAUGGAGGAACAGAAACAGUUUGUCAUGGUUAAUUUAAUCCUUUUUCUUUCCGUUAGCAAAGUAAACAGACACUUUAGGAGGCAUUAUUGAUACUCCAUGGACACUUUACCUUGUUCAAUAAUACAUACAUGACAUGUCUGCAUAUAUGUACCAUAUACAACACUCUCUGUUUGGAACCUUGAUCAUAUUAAACGUCUUCUGUAUGAACUUUAUAUCUGAAGAAAAAGCAUAAGUGAUUAACAUGCAUCCCGAUUUUGAAGAUAGGAAGCCAUUUUCUAUCAAGACUUACAUCCCUGUUCCUAAAUUCCCACAAGAAAAACAGUUCACAUUAAGGCAUUACUGUCGUUUAGCAUUAUCAGCAUUCCUCUUAGAUGCUGAUGUCUUAAGACAGUUGUUUAAUGUAAUAGCUCUCGGCUGGAGGAGGAUUUUAUCGCUGACGCCACGACAUGCUCACACCGUUAAAACAACAUUUGGCUGCGAUUAGUGAUGGAAGGCAGUUUUGAGGCAUAAACAACCCCUCUGGAUUGGGGCAUAAUUGGAUUGCGUUUAGUCUUCAGAGGUCACUUCGACCUUGAAAACCUGCUUUUUAUCAACACAUGCUGGCAUUUCCAUUUUCUUCAUCACAUUGUUAGGAGGUGUGAAGCUGUAAAAUGGCUUCUGUCACAAAUGUUAUGACCAAAAAAGUAAUUAGAUUGCUGGUUGUGAGAAAGCCAUGCCUGAAGGUUAACCAUUCUUUAUCUUUGAAAUGUGUUUCAUUGAACCAUAUUAAAGAGUUGGGCAGUUUAUCAAACUUUUUCUGCUAAAACAUGAUGAUCCAAGGCCUCUUUCUAAAAAUGAAAAAUAAAUAAGUAAAUAAAUAAAAAUAAACCAAAAAAAACCACUCUCUGGUAUUUGUACAAGUCACCUGGAGACCUUGAGUAAUUUUUCAUAGCUGCUUAUGAAUUAUUAGGUCCUACUGGCCUCUAUAUUGCUGAAAUACAGAGAAAAAGUAAGUAUUAAAUACAUGUGCUUUGGGAUAGGUUACACAAAGUCACUUGAUAAGCAAACAUCAUUAUUAUCGCAUUAACAUGUUGCAUUAUCCUAGCUUAUGCAAUAGCUAGUUAACAGCCUGCUGGAUAAUAGACUGAUUAGUGGAUGAGAUAGUGCUAGAUCAUUUAACUAAACUGAGGACACCAGGAGGCUAAAUACAUAUGACUACUGGCUCUAUGUACUGUAAGUAAUGAAUAAAACAUGAUGGGGCAAUUUGCCAAUGAUUACAAAUUUAUUUAAUAACAAAGUUAUUAAUGAACCACACAUCAUACUUUUUAUCCGAUUUAACAUUGGGGAAUGUCAACAAGGCAAGUUAGUUGCUGUUAGCACUUAUGUUGUCAUGGCUAUAAAC
Messenger RNA from Pangasianodon hypophthalmus (striped catfish), 2890 nucleotides. RefSeq names its product F-box protein 15 (gene fbxo15). The coding region runs from base 214 to 1599 and encodes 461 amino acids. NCBI's taxonomy places the organism in Eukaryota, Metazoa, Chordata, Actinopteri, Siluriformes, Pangasiidae. Gene Ontology annotation, molecular function: protein binding. The record is from RefSeq and is a predicted model, not a curated record. The transcript has 10 exons.